GUUGUUUACCCGGUCAGCACAACCCGUCAGUUACGCAGGGCAGACCGCGUCGAUAGGAUGGCUGAUUAGCCGAUGGUUGUUCUAAAAUGAGGUGCUUUUGGCAUACACCCUCAAUAUCCUGGAUGAAUCACGCAAACUACCUUGCCUAAGCAAUGAUAGUACUGAGUAUGAAAGGAAGAACGGUCAAAUUACUGCCAAACAAAAUCACCGCUGCAUCGAGCCCACCACUACUACUACAGUCUAGUUACCCUCGGGGAAUUAUUGGCGUUCCGGCCAGGUACUGUACCUUAGGGGAAAAUCCUAGCAGCAAGAGCAAGACUCUGGCGCUUUCCGACGGAGAGAGCCGUACGGUCAGGUAUGGAAACGGUAAUGUAAGGCCCACUAUGACGCUUUUUCUGCCGUGCCCCUCUAAGACUCCAUCGGCCGCCCGAUGCGAUGGAGACAUUCAGGGUGGCCAGACCAGGGAAUCAUUCGUACCUGUUACUGGGUGUGGGAACGCCCUAGAAACAACCACCACGCUAAAAAAGAAAAAGGAGAAAAUUAAAGAAGAAAAAAAAAAUUUCAAUAACAGGAAAAAAAAAAAAGGGAAAAUGAGUCCUGAAGGGGGUGUAGGGAGUAUAUUUGGGUUGCAAAUAAAAAAAUAGAGCUUGUCCUGCCUCAUUCAAAGGCAGCUGCUCUCCCACUUCUUCUUUCCAUUCUUCGGUUUGCUUGAUAGCCUAGAUCUAUUUCAUUCUUCUUCUACAGUUGUUCCAGAUAUAGACUACUACAACUACUACAACUGCACUACCACUACUGCUACUCCCACAACACGAUUGCCUCUCUUCACUACUCGUGUACACUUUGUCUGCUGCCUCAUCUCAGCAAUCAUAUCAGGCUUGAACUUUUGACUGUAAUCAAAAGUUCUUAUAGGUACAAGAUUCAAUUUC
This is a messenger RNA of Aspergillus homomorphus CBS 101889, 926 nucleotides long. RefSeq lists its product as uncharacterized. The coding region runs from base 153 to 644 and encodes 163 amino acids. NCBI's taxonomy places the organism in Eukaryota, Fungi, Ascomycota, Eurotiomycetes, Eurotiales, Aspergillaceae. The record is from RefSeq and is a predicted model, not a curated record. The transcript has a single exon.